AUGUCAACAUUCAUACAAGCGUGUAAAGGAUCUCUAACUACAGCAGCAGAUCUUGCUGAAGCUAAAAUCGAAGGAAAACACCCAGCGAACGAUCCGAUCGAAAAAGCUAAUCGUGAAAAUCAAGGUCAUGCGAUAACACAAUCACAGACGACAAUUGGGGAAACAUUACAGUUGACAUCUACUGAGUCGAAUCAACACAAGAAGGAUGAUGCGAGCACAGCAGAUCUUGCUGAAGCUAAAAUCGAAGGAAAACACCCAGCGAACGAUCCGAUCGAAAAAGCUAAUCGUGAAAAUCAAGGUCAUGCGAUAACACAAUCACAGACGACAAUUGCGGAAGGUGACAAAUAG
This is a messenger RNA of Didymodactylos carnosus, 348 nucleotides long. The record is from the annotation of a GenBank genome assembly. Lineage: Eukaryota; Metazoa; Rotifera; Eurotatoria; Philodinida; Philodinidae.